Messenger RNA from Esox lucius (northern pike), 1521 nucleotides. Its product is annotated as tripartite motif-containing protein 35. Lineage: Eukaryota; Metazoa; Chordata; Actinopteri; Esociformes; Esocidae. Gene Ontology annotation, biological process: protein ubiquitination. The record is from RefSeq and is a predicted model, not a curated record. Gene Ontology annotation, molecular function: zinc ion binding; ubiquitin-protein transferase activity. The transcript has 6 exons. The coding region runs from base 1 to 1479 and encodes 492 amino acids.
AUGGCCUCUGGCUUCUUCCAAGAAGAAGACUUCCUCUGUCCCAUCUGCUAUGAUAUCUUCAAGGAUCCUGUGGUCCUCCCCUGCAGCCACAGUGCCUGUAAGACCUGCAUAGAGGACUACUGGAGAUAUAAAGACCACCAGGAGUGUCCAGUCUGCAGGAAGAGAUCAUCCAUGUCUCUACCAACAGUCAGCCUUACUCUGAAGAGGCUGUGUGAGGUGUUUCUGCAGGAGAGGAGCUCCAGACACACUGGGUCAGAGAAGCUUUGUGGUCGACACAAACAGAAAGUCAAGUUCUUCUGCCUGGCGGAUGAACAGCCGGUCUGUUUGCUGUGUCGCGACUCAAGGAGACAUAAAGGACACACGUUCUGUCUAAUAGAUGAAGUUGUCCAGGAUCGGAAGGAAAGUUUAAAGGCUGAACUGGAGACCUUAAAGGAGAAGCUGGAACUUUACACUGAAGCCAAACUAGCCUGUAGACAAACUGAAAAAUACAUCCUGACUCAAGCUGCGGAGACACACCAGGAAAUGAAGAAACAGUUUCAUUUUCUUUAUACAUUUCUACUUAUGGAAGAGAAGGCUCGGAUAAAUGGUCUAAUAGAGGAAGAGAAAGAGAAGACUAGGGUGGUAAAGGAAAAAAUAGACAAAAUUAAUAAUGUUAUUUCAAGUCUUUUGACGGAGAUCCGAGCUGUAGAGGAGCAUCUUGAUGGUGACCACGUUACCAUGCUGCAGAGAUACCAUGCCGUUCCACACAAGACCAGAACCCAGUGUAUGGUGCCAGAUCCCCAGCUGGAUUCAGGAUCACUGCUAGAUGUAGCUAAACACCUGGGAAACCUGCAGGUCAAAGUCUGGGAGAAGCUAAAGGGACAUAUGAAAUACUAUCCAGUGAUUCUAGACCCCAACACUGCUCACAGAGAUGUCCUGGUUGACCCUGACAUGGCCACGUUCAGAAUCAGAAACUCCUGGGAGAGACAAGAGAUGAUGGCUCCUGACAAUCCAGAGAGGUUCAACCUCUAUGAAGGGGUUCUGGGCUCUGAGGGCUUUGAUUCAGGCACGCACAGCUGGGACGUGGAGGUCAGGGAACCAUCUUUUGGGGAGGACUGGACUGGCUGUGAAUGGGCCCUGGGAGUGGUGGGGGAGUCUUCAUUGAGGAAGGGAGUGAUCAAGACCGGAGGCUGGCGCUUGGACCACCAAGAGGGUGCAUACAGUGUUCGGUCCGUGCCUGAGCCGCCCAUCCCCAUCGUUAUUAAUUCGAGACAGAGACUCCGAAGGAUCAGGGUGACACUGGACUGGGACGGAGGGCAGCUGACCUUCUCCGAUCCGGAUAACAAUGAGCGCCUCCACACGUUCACACACACUUUCUCAGAGAAAGUCUUUCCGUAUCUGAGCAAUGGGUCUGACCUCUAUAGCUUGAGGAUCUUACCAGGGAAUAUCCAGGAACAGGUGUGUGGGCAGAAAAUUAGUCUUAUACCAUCUGACCAGUGAUCUAAAUGUCCAGAACCUGCGUGGUGAAAAACAAUAUACAGU